This is a messenger RNA of Plasmodium gallinaceum, 3660 nucleotides long. Its product is annotated as isoleucine--tRNA ligase, putative. Gene Ontology annotation, molecular function: ATP binding; tRNA binding; aminoacyl-tRNA deacylase activity. The coding region runs from base 1 to 3660 and encodes 1219 amino acids. Lineage: Eukaryota; Apicomplexa; Aconoidasida; Haemosporida; Plasmodiidae. Gene Ontology annotation, biological process: isoleucyl-tRNA aminoacylation. The transcript has a single exon. The record is from RefSeq and is a predicted model, not a curated record.
AUGAUCAUCAGAAAGUUAAGAAUAUUAAAAAUAGAAAAUAUCUUAAAAGAAAAUAUAUUAAGAAUAAGAAAUAUAUUUAAAAAAAAAAUACCAUUUAAUAAAAUAGAAAAGGAAAAGGAAAAGGAAAAGAUCAAAAACAUGGUUGAUUUAACUUUUGAAUGUUUAACUGAAAAUCCAAAUUUUGUUGAAGAAGAAGAGAAAGUUUUGAAUUACUGGAAGCAUAUUGAUGCAUUUAAUUUAUCAAAUAAAUUGUCUCAAAAUAAAAAGCCAUUCAUUUUUUAUGAUGGUCCACCAUUUGCUACUGGGUUACCUCAUUAUGGUCAUUUAUUAGCAGGAAUAAUAAAAGAUUGUAUAACAAGAUAUUAUUAUCAGUGUAAUUUUUUUGUAGAAAGAAGAUUUGGUUGGGAUUGUCAUGGAUUACCAAUCGAAUAUGAAAUUGAAAAAGAAAAUAAUAUAAAUAAAAAAGAAGACAUUAUGAAAAUGGGUAUAGAUGUAUAUAAUGAAAAAUGUAGAAGUAUUGUUUUAAAAUACUCUAGUGAAUGGGUUUAUACUGUAGAGAGGAUUGGUAGAUGGAUAGAUUUUAAGAAUGAUUAUAAAACGAUGGAUAAAACUUUUAUGGAAAGUGUGUGGUGGGUUUUUAGCGAAUUGUAUAAAAAAAAUUAUAUUUAUAAAUCUUUUAAAGUAAUGCCAUAUUCUUGUAAAUGUAAUACACCUAUUUCUAAUUUUGAAUUAAAUUUAAAUUACAAAGAUACACCUGAUCCUAGUAUUGUUGUAAGCUUUGUUUUAUUAUCUCCAUUUCCAACUGUUGAAGAUGAAUAUAAUAUAGACGAGAAAAAUGAGUUAUUUAAGAAAUUUUCAAUUUUUUAUGACGAAUUUUUAUCAUCCAAAAAAAAUAAUUCUCAUAAUGAAAACCUUAAAAGAGAAAAUAAUAAACUUUAUGAUUUUUCAAAAAAUGAAAAUACUUUCGAAAAUGAAAUAUUAGCAUGGACUACUACCCCAUGGACAUUACCAUCCAAUUUGGCUUUAUGUGUAAAUGAAAAUUUUAUAUAUUUAAGAAUUUGUAAUUUAGAAAAUAAUAGAAUUAUGAUAUUAGGAGAAUGUAGAUUAGAAUGGAUAAUUAAAGAACUUAAAUUGAAUAUAAAAAAUAUACGCAUAUUAAAUAGAUUUAAAGGAAGAUACUUAAAAAAUUUAAAAUAUACCCCAUUAUUUAAUAAUUUCUAUGAAAAAUACAACUUUAAAGAAAAUGCUUAUAAAAUUUUAGCAGAUGAUUUUGUCACGGAUGAUGCUGGUACUGGUAUUGUUCAUUGUGCUCCAUCUUAUGGUGAAGAUGAUUUUCGUGUUUGUAAAAAUAAUAAUAUUAUAGAUCCGGAAAAAUCAAUAUUAAUAGAUCCGUUAGAUUCUAAUGGAUAUUUUACUGGAGAAAUAGAGGAAUUAGAAAAUAUGUAUAUAAAAGAUGCAGAUAAUGUUAUUAAGAAAAAACUAAAAGAGCAAAAUAGAUUAUUAAGUAACAAUACUAUUGUUCACUCUUAUCCUUUCUGUUGGAGAAGUGAUACUCCUUUAAUUUACAGAGCCAUACCAGCAUGGUUUGUUAGGGUCAGUAAUUCUACGAAAAAUUUAAUCAAAAAUAACGAUACUACCUAUUGGAUACCUUCUUACAUUAAAGAAAAAAAAUUUCAUAAUUGGAUAAAAGAUGCAAAGGAUUGGUGUAUUAGCAGAAAUAGAUAUUGGGGUACUCCUAUACCAAUUUGGUGUGAUGAAAAAAUGAAUACUGUUAUUUGUAUUGAAAGUAUAAAACAUUUAGAAGAAUUAUCAGGUGUAAAAAAUAUAAAUGACCUACAUAGACACCAUAUUGAUAAAAUUGAAAUUGAUAAUCCAAAUGGGAAACAUUUACCAAAAUUAAAAAGAAUACCAGAGGUUUUUGAUUGCUGGUUUGAGAGUGGUUCCAUGCCUUUUGCAAAAGUUCAUUAUCCUUUUAGUACAAAACAAGAAAACUUUGAUAAAAUAUUUCCUGCAGAUUUUAUAGCUGAAGGAUUAGAUCAAACAAGGGGAUGGUUCUAUACUUUAUUAGUUAUAAGCACAUUAUUAUUUGAUAAAGCACCAUAUAAAAAUUUAAUAUGUAAUGGUCUUGUUUUAGCAUCCGAUGGAAAGAAAAUGAGUAAAAGAUUAAAAAAUUAUCCAGAUCCUACUUAUAUAAUUAAUAAAUAUGGUGCAGAUAGUUUACGAUUAUACUUAAUAAAUUCAGUAGCUGUACGUGCAGAAAAUUUAAAAUUUCAAGAAAAAGGGGUUAAUGAAAUCGUAAAAAGUUUUAUUUUGCCAUAUUAUCACAGCUUUCGAUUCUUUACUCAAGAAGUUACAAGAUUUGAAAAUACACACAAUAUUAAUUUUAUAUUUUGUGAAAAAAAUAUUUAUGAAAAUGUUAAUAUUAUGGAUCAGUGGUUAUUUUCUUGUAUACAAAAUUUAAUAAAAUGUGUUCAUAUAGAAAUGAAGGCUUAUAAAUUGUAUAAUGUUCUACCAAAACUUUUGAAUUUUAUUGAAAAUUUAACAAAUUGGUAUAUAAGAUUAAAUAGAGAUAGAAUGAGAGGUACGUUAGGAGAAACAAAUUGUAUUCAUUCAUUGAGUACAGUUUAUAAGACUCUCUAUUUAUUUACUAUUAUUAUGGCACCAUUUACUCCAUUUAUUUCUGAAUAUAUAUAUCAAUUGUUGAAAAAUAUAAAAACAGAAGACUCCAGUUUUACAACAGAUAAUAAUACAUAUUCUAAUACAAUCACAUUUAAUAGUGUAAGUAACGAGAAUGAAAAAAAAAACAUAAUGAAUUCACAGGAUUUCAAUGAAGAUAUGAAAAAAAGUGUUCAUUUUAUUAUGCUACCACAUGUAGAUGAAAAUUAUACAAUUAACUAUGAAAUUAUUGAACUUGUAGAAAAUAUGAAAAAUGUUAUUUUAUUAGGUAGAAUUUUGCGAGAAAAGAGAAAAGUACCUAAUAAGAGGCCACUAAAAUCUCUAACUGUUUUACAUAAAAAUAUUGAUUUUUUUAAAAAUUUUGAUAAAAUUUCUAAUUAUAUAAAGGAAGAAUUAAACGUUUUAAAUUUAGAAUUUUCCAAUGAUACAAAUUGCCUCAACUUUUCUGCUGUACCAAAUUUUAAAAAAUUAGGUAUUAAAUUAGGUUCUAAUUUAAAAAAUAUUCAAAAUAAAAUAAAGAAUAUGAGUUCUGAUGAUAUUAAAUAUUAUGAAGAAAAUAAAAAAAUUAUUAUUGAUAAUAUUUUAUUAGAAGAUGAUGACAUUAUUAUACAAAUGAAACAUAAUCUUCAAGAUACUAAUACAGAAGCAUUAAGUAAUAAUUUUAUAACUAUUUUAAUUGAUUUCACAGCAGACGAGCAAUUAGAAAAUAUGGAAAAUGCUCGCGAAAUAUGUAAUAACAUACAAAAAAUGAGAAAAAAUUUAUCAUUAAGCCAAUAUACACCUAUACAAAUGCAUAUAUAUAUUUAUGAUGAAAUAUUAAAAGAGAAAAUGAUAAAAGAACUAAGUUAUAUUAAAAAAUGUUUAAGAAGAGAUUUACAUAUAAUUAAUUCCGAAGAAGAUAUUAAAACCUUACAGAAUUCAUUUCAUGAAGAAACAAUAAAAAUUAAUAAUAAAAAUGUAACUGUUAUUUUUACAAAAGAUUAA